Messenger RNA from Penicillium nucicola, 2787 nucleotides. RefSeq names its product ATP-dependent Clp protease ATP-binding subunit. Gene Ontology annotation, biological process: cellular response to heat. Gene Ontology annotation, cellular component: cytoplasm; cytosol. The transcript has a single exon. Bases 1 to 2787 code for a protein of 928 amino acids. NCBI's taxonomy places the organism in Eukaryota, Fungi, Ascomycota, Eurotiomycetes, Eurotiales, Aspergillaceae. The record is from RefSeq and is a predicted model, not a curated record. Gene Ontology annotation, molecular function: ATP binding; ATP hydrolysis activity.
AUGAACGGCGCCCAAUUUACAGACCGGGCCAACAAGGCCUUGCUCGACUCCAGCAGCCUGUGUGAGCAGUACGCUCACUCACAAAUCCUGCCCCUUCACCUGGCAGUCGCUCUUCUUAACCCUUCCCCUGAUGAAUCAGAAGACCAGCAGCCCGUGGGCCAUGCAUCUCAUGAUGGUGCUGCGGCACCCCUCUUCCGCCAAGUCAUCGAGCGUGCCCACGGUGACUCCCAACUCCUCGACCGUUCUCUGAUGAAGUUGCUCGUCCGUCUUCCUAGCCAAGACCCUCCACCAGAGAAUCCCAGUGUGUCUCCUCAACUUGCGAAAGUCAUCCGAUCUGCCACCGAUUUGUCCAAGACACAGAAGGACAGCUUUGUCGCAGUUGACCACCUGAUCCAAUCAGUGUGUCAGGACUCGCAGGUCCAGCGUGCGCUGGGCGAUGCCAAUAUCCCUAAUCUUAAGCUGAUCGACACUGCUGUUCAGCAAAUUCGUGGUACGCGCCGCGUCGACUCCAAGACUGCCGACGCCGAAAGCGAGAAUGAGAACCUGAAGAAAUUCACCAUUGACAUGACCUCAUUGGCUCGCGAGGGCAAGAUCGACCCUGUUAUUGGUCGAGAGGAGGAGAUUCGACGAGUGAUUCGCAUCCUUAGUCGACGCACCAAGAACAACCCUGUGCUGAUCGGUGAGCCCGGUGUUGGUAAGACCACCAUUGUUGAAGGUCUCGCCCGCCGCAUUGUCAAUGCCGAUAUUCCCGCCAACCUCGCCCAAUGCCGUCUUUUGUCUCUUGAUGUCGGUUCGCUUGUUGCGGGCAGCAAGUACCGCGGUGAAUUCGAAGAGCGCAUGAAGGGUGUUCUCAAAGAGAUUGAAGAUUCCAAAGACACUAUUGUUCUAUUCGUCGACGAGAUCCACCUGCUUAUGGGCGCUGGAUCCAGUGGUGAGGGCGGCAUGGACGCUGCCAACCUUCUCAAGCCCAUGCUGGCCCGUGGUCAGUUGCACUGUAUUGGCGCCACCACUUUGAGCGAGUAUCGCAAGUACAUUGAGAAAGAUCAAGCUUUCGAGCGUCGCUUCCAACAGGUUCUGGUUAAGGAGCCAUCUGUCCCAGAGACCAUCUCUAUUCUGCGUGGUCUGAAGGAGAAGUACGAAGUCCACCACGGUGUCAACAUUCUUGACGGUGCCAUUGUCACUGCUGCCACUCUUGCAUCUCGUUAUCUGACUGGCCGUCGUCUCCCCGACUCGGCUGUUGAUCUUAUUGAUGAGGCGGCAGCAGCCGUCCGUGUCACUCGUGAGUCCGAGCCAGAAGCUCUUGACACACUUGAACGAAAGGCCCGCCAGCUUCAAAUCGAAAUUCAUGCGUUGGAACGUGAACAGGACGACGCAUCAAAGGCUCGUCUUGAGGCCGCCAAGCAGGAAGCUGCCAACGUUGGAGAGGAGCUCCGGCCCAUGCGCGAGAAGUACGAGAGCGAGAAGCAGCGCAGCCGAGAAGUUCAGGAUGCUAAGAUCAAGCUCGACUCUCUCAAGGUCAAGCGUGAUGAAGCCGAACGCUCAGGUGAUACCCAAACAGCUGCCGACCUUGAGUACUACGCUAUUCCAGAGACCAAGACCCUCAUUGAACGUCUUGAGUCCGACCGCGCCAAGGCUGAUGCCGAACGUCGUGCCAACUCCGGAGAUGGCGGCGAAGCACUUCUUGCCGAUGCCGUCGGCCCCGAUCAGAUCAACGAAAUUGUCGGCCGGUGGACUGGUAUUCCAGUUACUAGGCUGAAGACUACCGAGAAGGACAAGCUUCUCAAGAUGGAGAAGUCCCUCGGAAACCUCGUUGUCGGCCAGAAAGAGGCGGUUGUUUCCGUUUCGAACGCCAUUCGUCUGCAACGCUCUGGUCUCAGCAACCCCAACUCGCCUCCCAGCUUCUUGUUCUGUGGUCCUUCUGGUACUGGUAAGACUUUGCUCACCAAGGCUCUUGCCGAGUUCCUUUUCGACGACCCCAAGGCCAUGAUCCGAUUCGAUAUGUCCGAAUACCAAGAGCGACACUCACUGAGCCGGAUGAUCGGUGCACCUCCCGGCUACGUUGGCCACGACGCCGGUGGCCAACUGACCGAGUCUCUGCGCCGCCGCCCCUUCUCUAUCUUGCUCUUUGAUGAGGUCGAGAAGGCCGCCAAGGAAGUUCUUACCGUCCUCCUCCAACUCAUGGACGAUGGCCGUAUCACCGAUGGCCAAGGCCGCAUUGUCGACGCAAAGAACUGCAUCGUCGUCAUGACCUCCAACCUAGGCGCCGAGUUCCUCGCCCGCCCUACCACCAAGGACGGCCGCAUCGACCCCCAGACUCGCGAGAUGGUCAUGGGCGCUCUGCGCGACUACUUCCUGCCAGAGUUCCUCAACCGUAUCUCCAGCACAGUCAUCUUCAACCGUCUCACCAAGCGGGAGAUUCGCAAGAUCGUCGAUCUCCGCCUGGAAGAGGUUCAGAAGCGUCUCGAGCACAAUGGACGCAAUGUCUUGAUCGACUGUUCCGCCGAAGUCAAGGACUACCUGGGUGCGGCUGGAUACUCUCCCGCCUAUGGUGCCCGUCCUCUUGGUCGUCUCAUCGAGCGCGAACUCCUCAACCGUCUCGCCGUCCUCAUCCUUCGCGGUGCUGUCCAAGAUGGCGAGGUAGCCCGUGUCAUCAUGCGCGACGGUCGCAUUGUGGUUCUGCCUAAUCAUGUCCUUGGCGAAAGCAGUGACAGCGAUGAUGACAUGAUGGACUCGGAUGAUAUUGACGCUGAGAUGGAGACUGAUAUGCCCGAUCUGUACGAUGAUUAA